This is a messenger RNA of Hibiscus syriacus, 1570 nucleotides long. RefSeq names its product xaa-Pro dipeptidase-like. NCBI's taxonomy places the organism in Eukaryota, Viridiplantae, Streptophyta, Magnoliopsida, Malvales, Malvaceae. Gene Ontology annotation, molecular function: metalloaminopeptidase activity; manganese ion binding. The record is from RefSeq and is a predicted model, not a curated record.
UCUAGCUUAGUUGCUUGUAAAUGGCGAAAAAGACGAGAGAAGCCAUUUCCAUGGCUUCAACUUUGCCGACGUCUCUCUCUCCUCCGCCGGUACCUAUGGAACUUCACGUAUCCAACCGUCAAAAGCUGCUCAAUUCUAUUCGCCAACACCUCUCCGACGCAUCUCGCCCCCAUCACGGCUUCGUUCUCCUCCAGGGUGGUGAGGAGAAAUCGCGCUAUUGCACUGAUCACCUCGAGCUCUUCAGGCAAGAGUGUUACUUCGCUUACCUGUUUGGUGUGAGAGAGCCUGGUUUUUAUGGUGCUAUUGACAUUGCAACUGGAAAAUCCAUUCUAUUUACGCCUAGGUUACCUGCUGAUUAUGCUGUUUGGAUGGGAGAAAUAAAGCCAGUUUCCUACUUUCAGGAAAGGUACAUGGUUAGCAUGGUAAACUACACUGAUGAGAUUGCUCAGGUCUUGGUUGACCAAUAUAAGGGUUCUGGAAAACCUUUAUUGUUCCUCUUACAUGGGGUUAACACCGAUAGCAAUAAUUUCUCAAAACCUGCAGAGUUUGAGGGAAUAGAAAAAUUUGAGACAGAUUUGACAACUCUGCAUCCUAUAUUGACCGAGUGCCGAGUUUGCAAGUCAGACUUGGAGCUUGCUCUUAUCCAAUUUGCCAACGAUAUAAGUUCUGAAGCUCAUGUUGAGGUUAUGAGAAAAACCAAAGCGGGCAUGAAAGAGUAUCAACUGAAAAGCAUGUUUCUUUAUCAUACCUAUAUGUACGGUGGCUGUAGGCACUGUUCAUAUACAUGUAUUUGUGCUACUGGUGAAAACAGUUCUGUUCUACAUUAUGGACAUGCUGCAGCUCCUAAUGACAGGAUCUUAGAAGAUGGAGAUAUGGCCUUGCUUGACAUGGGAGCUGAGUACAGUUUCUAUGGAUCUGACAUUACGUGCUCAUUCCCUGUGAAUGGGAAAUUUACAAGCGACCAGAGCAUUAUAUAUAAUGCUGUCCUAAAUGCUCACAGCGUUAUAACUGCAAUGAAGCCUGGUAUAAACUGGGUGGAUAUGCACAAGCUAGCUGAGAAAAUCAUUCUGGAGUCACUGAAAAAGGGCAACAUCCUUGUCGGAAACAUUGAUGAUAUGAUGGUUGAACGAGUGGGUGCUAUAUUUAUGCCUCAUGGUCUGGGCCAUUUAUUGGGUAUUGAUACUCAUGAUCCUGGUGGUUAUCCAAAGGGUGUAGAAAGACCAAAAGAACCUGGUUUGAAGUCUUUGCGUACUGCUAGACAACUCCAGGAGGGAAUGGUGAUAACUGUGGAGCCCGGAUGCUAUUUCAUUGAUGCAUUGUUGGCUCCAGCUAUGGAAAAUGCAUGCACUUCAAAGUUCUUCAACCAUGAAACGAUAGACAAAUUUAAAAAUUUUGGAGUUCGGAUAGAAAGUGACGUGCUUGUAACGGCCAACGGUAGCAAGAACACGAAAGUUCCUCGAGAAACAUGGGAGAUCGAAGCUGUCAUGGCAGGGGCACCAUGGCCACUCAACAAAGCCUCUGGCUAAUACCUGAGGAUGCACGGACCGGGAAGAUCUCUCUCUGUCGGCCA